Molecule: messenger RNA, 4089 nt
Organism: Hyla sarda
Lineage: Eukaryota; Metazoa; Chordata; Amphibia; Anura; Hylidae
Gene: ARHGAP42
Product: Rho GTPase activating protein 42
Biological process (GO): signal transduction
Cellular component (GO): cytoplasm
Molecular function (GO): GTPase activator activity; protein binding
Source: RefSeq, a predicted model, not a curated record
CAAACUUCUCAAGUUUCCUAUUCUUUUACCAAAAGAAAAAAAAAAAAAAAAAAACUAAAAACUUUUCUGAUACAAUUCUCUUCCCCAAGUAACAAACGUGCUGCAAGUUUUUUCCCGGGUAAUGAUCUGCAGCCCGGUGACGUCAUCAGCCUUCUCCCUGCUCCAAGGAUCCUUACAAUCUUCUUACUGAGCUUUUUCUAUUUUUCCCCUGCAGCCAAGGAGGAUUCCAGGACAAAGGGGGGGCUGCAGCUUAUACUGAAUGAAGUUUAUCUAGGAAUGUAAGGUGACCUGAGGGUGACCUUGCUGGGAGUCCCCUGUGUGGUGGUGGUGGUGGGGGGGGGAUCUGCUGGGAUCAGAGUUUGGCUUUGCAUUGGCUUUAGCAGGAUUGAUCAGCCUGGCUGUGUAAGGGAGGGGAAGGAGGCUAAGAAAGAGUCUGAUCUGCCGGAAAUGUCUGAAAACUAGAGUUUCCUCUGUGCAGCAGCCGCCUCAGCCUUGUGUCCUGACCAUAGGGACAAUGCAGCAGGGUGACACUGGCUGCAGAUCUCCUCCAGCAUUCAUGUGCAUGCUCUGAUCCCAGAAGGGAGCACAACUUCCACCUAAAACUUUCUGCAAGAAGAAGAUUUCUCUUCCCUCUAAGGAUUCUACAAAAAAAAAAAAAAAGGGGGGUAACCCUAAAACAAAUUUACAAUGGGACUCCCCACUCUGGAGUUCAGUGAUUCUUACCUGGAUAGCCCAGACUUCAGGGAAAGGCUGAAGUGUCACGAAAUAGAGCUGGAAAGGACCAAUAAGUUUAUUAAGGAAUUGAUAAAAGAUGGGAACAUGCUGGUGGGAGCCUUGAGAAAUCUGUCUAUGGCCGUGCAGAAAUUUUCCCAUUCCUUGCAAGAUUUCCAGUUUGAAUGUAUUGGUGACGCUGAAACGGAUGACGAAAUUAACAUUGCUCAGUCCUUGAAAGAGUUCGCUCGCCUACUCAUUACCGUGGAGGAAGAAAGGAGGAGACUGAUCCAGAAUGCCAAUGACGUUUUAAUAUCCCCCCUGGAAAAGUUUAGAAAGGAACAGAUUGGUGCAGCAAAAGAAGGAAAGAAGAAGUUUGACAAAGAGAGUGAGAAAUAUUAUUCAAUAUUGGAGAAACACUUGAAUUUGUCAUCGAAGAAGAAAGAGGCGCAUUUACAAGAGGCAGACUCCUUAAUUGAUCGGGAUCACCAGAACUUCUACGAUGCCUCUCUGGAGUACAUCUUCAAAGUGCAAGAGGUUCAAGAGAAGAAGAAAUUUGAGUUUGUUGAGCCGCUUUUGGCGUUCCUCCAGGGCCUCUUUACCUUCUACCAUGAAGGAUAUGAGCUGGCGAGAGAAUUUACUCCCUAUAAGGAGCAGCUACAGUUCAAUUUACAAAACACCCGGAAUAAUUUUGAAAGCACCCGGCAGGAGAUGGACCGUCUAAUGCAGAGGAUGAAGUCUGCAGACCAGGAGUAUAGACCACCCAGCCAGUGGACCAUGGAGGGAUAUUUAUACGUCCAGGAGAAGAGGCCCCUUGGGUUUACAUGGACGCGGCAUUACUGUACUUAUGAUAAAAGCAGCAAAACCUUUACUAUGAGCAUUUCAGAAACAAAGUCUGGCAGCAAAGUGAAUGGGCUAAUCUCAAGCGCUCCAGAGAUGUUUAAGCUAAAGAUGUGCAUUAGACGCAAAACCGACUCCAUAGACAAGCGGUUCUGCUUCGACAUAGAAGUCAUAGAAAGACAAGGUAUCAUAACCCUUCAAGCCUUAUCUGAAGGCAAUAGAAAACAAUGGUUGGAGGCAAUGGAUGGAAAAGAACCGAUUUACACACUUCCGGCCAUCAUUAGUAAAAAGGAAGAAAUGUUUUUAACUGAAGCUGGCUUCAACUUUGUGAAAAAAAGCAUCAAUUCCGUGGAAGCAAGAGGUAUCACUAUUUUGGGACUGUACAGAAUUGGGGGUGUCAACUCAAAAGUUCAAAAGCUGAUGAACACUGUUUUCUCACCUAAAGCGCCGCCUGAUAUGGAUAUUGAUUUAGAAUUAUGGGACAAUAAGACCGUAACAAGUGCUCUUAAAAACUACCUCAGAUGUCUGACUGAGCCCCUCAUGACCUAUAAACUGCACAAGGAUUUUAUUCUCGCUGUCAAAUCAGAUGAUCAAAAUUACAGAGUCCAAGCAGUACACGCCUUAGUCCAUAAACUACCGGAGAAGAACCGAGAGAUGUUGGACAUCUUAAUCAAGCACCUUGUCAAGGUAUCGCUUCACAGUCAACAGAAUCUUAUGACCGUCUCCAACCUUGGGGUGAUCUUUGGUCCUACACUGAUGAGAGCCCAGGAGGAAACUGUAGCCGCCAUGAUGAACAUCAAGUUUCAGAAUAUCGUGGUGGAGAUAUUGAUAGAACAUUAUGAGAAGAUAUUCCACACAGCACCAGAUCCGAAUGUACCUCUUCCUCAGGCCCAACCACGUUCAAUUUCUAGACGAACUAGAGCAAUCUGCCUUUCUACAGGUCCCAGGAAGCCUAAAGGGAGGUAUACCCCAUGUCUGGCCGAUCAUGACAGUGACUCUUAUAGCAGCAGCCCAACAAGCACCCCGAUGGGUAGUGUAGAGUCCCUGUCCUCACAUUCUUCUGAGCAAAAUAUCAACUCAAGGUGUGCAUCUUCCCCGCAAAGAGAUAAGAAAGGAGGAGGAAUUCCUUGGGUCACUUCCACGCCAUCGUCUAAUGGUCAAAAGAGUUCUAGUCUGUGGACCACAAGCCCCGAGUCCAGUUCCAAAGAGGAUGCUUCCAAAACAGACGUGGAGUCAGAUUGCCAGAGUGUGUCUUCUGUCACUAGUCGUGGGAAUAUUUCUCCUCCAAUUGACCUGACCAAGAAAGGACAUUACGAACUGUCUGGGCUCAAACGCUCAGCUGCAUCUUCUCUUCGUUCCUUAACUUCCACAGAAGGUAUAAAAAGCAGAAGUCCAUCUACUCAAAGCUUAACGUCGGUCGACCUUAAAGACAUCACAAAGGCUUAUCCUGAUUUACCUCCUAAAGGAAUAAGAAGGAGACUGGACACUGGUUCUAGCAAUGGAUACCAGAGACCCGGAUCAGUGGUGGCUGCUAAGGCUCAGCUUUUCGAGAAUGCUGGAUCGAUAAAACAAUCCACUCCUGGACGCCAAGCAAAAGCCAUGUACUCUUGUAAAGCGGAGCACAGUCACGAGCUGUCUUUCCCCCAGGGGGCGAUAUUUAGUAAUGUGUACAAAUCUGUGGAGCCAGGCUGGCUAAAGGCGACCUACGAAGGCAAGACUGGAUUGGUUCCAGAGAAUUAUGUUGUCUACCUCUGAUGACGGCGGGGGACAAGAUGGCGCUAUCUUCAUGGUAUCCAUGGUGACAAAUGAGAAGACAAGGGCUGUAUCUAAUAUGGAUACGGCGAUCUACCAGCAAUAAAAGGUCUCUGUUGGCUUUUGACUUGAAGUGACUGUCCACUGCUCGACUUGAGGCUUGCUAUGAAGAAUUUAGAAUUGCAGUCGAAUGAAUAUAAUAUAUAAAUAUAUAUAUAUAAAUCUAUGUAUUUGAUGCUAUGUACAUGACCACAAAUGAUCAAAGCCUUGAGAUACUUGGUACCAGGGCUCAAGUCCUGCAGGAACGCGAGGGAACUGAGUUCCUGCACUUUUUCCAGGGCAGGAACACCAUUCCCAUUAGCAGGAGUUCGGCAGGGCCAGCCCUUGAGUGGAAAUCUUGGGUGAGUUCCUGCACUUUUUUUCUCAGGACUUGACCCCUGCUUGGUACUCAAUCGACGGAGGACACGCACAGACCACCGGUACCCCGACCCAUCAAUGUGUUGUAUGCAGAGGCGGAACGUGAAGCUCCUGGGCCCUUAUGUAACAGGUAGUGGCCUACCAUGGGUGUCUUUUUGUCUGGCAGGUGGGUCUUUUUGCCCCGCGCAUGCACCAUAGAUAGGGUUACCACCUGGCCGGUAUUUUACCGGCACGGCCGGUAUUAUGGCCACCCUGCCGGUAUUUUAAUAUUAAAAAUACCGGCAAUGCAAUGGUCGGUAUUUAUCCAACCAAAUUUCCAACUCCCGAAAUGUUGCACCAUUACCAAUACCAGUGUUUCCCAACCAGCGC